ACCUUGUCUUGGAUGAGUAUCUUCUACCUCGACCUUUUUACCUCUAGGGUUUCAUGUUCCAACAUCCCAAUACCCGAACCAAAAACGCUUUCAUUUCUUAACCUCCAUCUCUAUCCUUCCAUUUCCGCAAAUCCCACUUCUCCAAUUCAAUUAUCCAAACCAAGAAGCACCAAAGCUCUCUGCUUUUAUAACUAUUUUCUGUAAGUAUAUUUUUCUCUCUCUUUAUGUCUCAUAUAUAAUCUCUGGGUUCUCAUUGCUUGUAUGCUCAAGUUAUAGUUUCAAAGGUUCCUACUUUUACUUUUAUUGUAUAAGAAUAAGAAUACAAUUCCUUCAAUCUUUUUUUUCUGUGUGAGAGUGAGUGUGUGUGAGAGAGAGAGAGACUUAUAGCGAUUACAUGGGGAAGUCAGGUGGGAGAAAAAAGAAGGGUGGGUCGAACCAGGUUUCCGUUGAUAAUCAUUCCAAUAAUAGCGCUGCUGCACAUACUAAUGGUGGUGUUGAUUUGGACUCUUCUAUAUUUUUGAAGAGAGCCCAUGAGCUCAAAGAAGAAGGCAAUAAGAAGUUUCAGAACAAGGAUUAUGUGGCUGCCCUUCAACACUAUGAUGAUGCUCUUAGGCUUAUCCCCAAAACCCACACUGAUCGAGCCGUCUUUCACAGCAACCGGGCUGCUUGCUUGAUGCAAAUGAAACCCAUUGAUUAUGACACCGUAAUUGCUGAGUGUACUAUGGGGCUUCAGGUUCAGCCUCGCUUUGUUAGAGCUCUUCUUAGGAGGGCUCGAGCUUUUGAGGCUAUCAAAAAGUAUGAAAUGGCAAUGCAGGAUGUGCAGCUUUUGUUGGGGGCUGAUCCUAAUCACAAGGAUGCUUUGGAGAUUGCAAGGAGAUUAAGGACUGCAUUGGGUCCUCGCCAGGAGGCUCAGCAAGACCUCCAGAGCCGUCCAUCCCCAGCUGCACUUGGGGCUUCUGCUGUUCGUGGUGCCCCAAUUGCUGGCCUUGGGCCUUGCUUACCUGCUCGACCAGUGUCUAAGAAGACAACAUCACCUCCAGGAGGAUCAGUUGGAUCACCCAGUAAUAAGCUGGAGAAGAUCCAAAUGAAUGUAGCAACUGAAAACGGUCCUGAGAACAGGGCCCAGAUGCCAAGACUUGUGCUGAAGCCGUCAAGUGGUUCUCUGAAGACAACUGGUAAUCUGAAUAAGGGUGGCCCCAGAGCACAGUCAAUUUCUGGUUUUGUUCAAGAGCAGGUGGCAAUUGAAUGGAGACCUUUGAAACUUGUUUACGAUCAUGACAUAAGGCUUUCCCAGAUGCCAGUUAAUUGCAGCUUCAAAGUGUUGAGAGAGAUUGUGAGCAAGCGAUUUCCUUCAUCCAAGUCUGUAUUGAUCAAAUAUAAGGAUAAUGAUGGAGAUUUGGUUACUAUUACCUGCACGACAGAACUCAGGUUGGCAGAGUCUUCUGUAGAUGCUCUAAUUCCUAUAGAGCCAGAAGCAGAUAAAGCCAGUGGAUUGGGGAUGUUGAGAUUGCACAUUGUUGAGGUGAACCCAGAGCAGGAACCUCCAUUACCAGAUGAAGAGGAGGAGAAGCCUUUGGAAACUGAGGGAGCCAAGGCUGAUGAGAGUGGGUCUCACUCGUCUCCUGGUGAUAAUGGGUCAGAAGGUGUUGACACUGAGAUUGAAAAGACAGAGAAAGAAGCUUCAAAGGAAAAAGCAGGAGCUACAGAAGAUCCAGAGUGCAAGGAAGUAGAGAUGGAUGAUUGGCUGUUUGAGUUUGCUCAACUUUUCCGCACUCAUGUGGGUAUUGAUCCUGAUGCUCAUAUUGACUUGCACGAGCUUGGAAUGGAGCUCUGUUCAGAGGCUCUUGAGGAGACAGUUACUAGUGAUGAAGCUCAAAUCCUCUUUGACAAAGCUGCUGCCAAGUUCCAAGAGGUGGCUGCAUUGGCUUUCUUUAAUUGGGGAAAUGUUCAUAUGUGUGCUGCAAGGAAACGUAUUCCUCUAGAUGAGUCUGCUAGCAAGGAGGUAAUGUCAGCACAACUUCAAGUGGCUUAUGACUGGGUUAGGGAAAAGUAUUCUUUGGCCCGGGAGAAGUAUUCCGAAGCACUCUUAAUCAAGCCGGACUUCUACGAAGGUCUGCUUGCACUGGGACAGCAGCAAUUUGAAAUGGCCAAACUUAAUUGGUCUUUUGCACUUGCAAAGAAAAUAGAUCUCUCAAGCUGGGAUCCUGCUGAGACAUUUCAACUUUUUGGCAGCGCUGAGGAGAAGAUGAAAGCUGCUACAGAAAUGUGGGAGAAGUUGGAAGAGCAGAGAGCGAAUGAGUUGAAAGAUCCAAAUUCGAUCAAGAAGGAUGAUUUGUUAAAGAGGAGGAAGAAACCUGGAAGUGUUGCAGAAAGUGAGCUCCUAGGAACUGGUAAUCAGGGUGAGCUUUCGCCUGAGGAAGCAGCCGAACAAGCAGCUGUGAUGAGAUCACAAAUACAUCUUUUCUGGGGCAACAUGCUCUUUGAACGAUCCCAAGUUGAAUGCAAAUUAGGAAUGGAUGGUUGGAAAAGAAAUCUAGAUACUGCUGUUGAGCGCUUCAAGCUUGCUGGAGCUUCUGAAUCCGACAUUUCUACAGUUUUGAAGAACCAUUGCUCAAAUGGAGAUGCCGUGGAAGGAGACGAAAAGAAAGUUGGUGGUGAAGCAGAGAGCAGUGAUGUCAAUCAAACAUCUGACAAGUGAUAUAGGGAAUUGAAUUUUUUUAAUGUCUUUGAUGCUCUUAGUGAAUGAGAGUGCAUUUUAGACUCUUCCCUGCAAAUGGGAUAUUCGGGUCUGAUAUUGAUGAGUGGUACCUGAAAGUUUUUGGGUUUUAAGGUUUCUGUUUUAACCUUAAAUUAACUUCUUUUUCUUUUUGUCAUAAAUAGACAUAUUUGAAUACCAAUGAGUUUUUCACCAUGUAACUUUGUGUGAUACAAUACAGUUCCCACUUAAGUUUGUCAAAUUUGGCAUGAAUGAACUACGAAAUUUUAAUUGUGAA
This is a messenger RNA of Gossypium raimondii (Peruvian cotton), 2993 nucleotides long. Its product is annotated as protein CLMP1. The record is from RefSeq and is a predicted model, not a curated record. The coding region runs from base 395 to 2698 and encodes 767 amino acids. NCBI's taxonomy places the organism in Eukaryota, Viridiplantae, Streptophyta, Magnoliopsida, Malvales, Malvaceae. The transcript has a single exon. Gene Ontology annotation, molecular function: protein binding.